Molecule: messenger RNA, 1522 nt
Organism: Strongylocentrotus purpuratus (purple sea urchin)
Lineage: Eukaryota; Metazoa; Echinodermata; Echinoidea; Camarodonta; Strongylocentrotidae
Gene: fgfrl1
Product: fibroblast growth factor receptor-like 1
Cellular component (GO): plasma membrane
Molecular function (GO): fibroblast growth factor binding; fibroblast growth factor receptor activity
Source: RefSeq, marked provisional
GGCCACCAAAGAUCUCUGAGCAGGUGAAUGGCUUCCGGAAGGCAGUUCAGGGGCGAUCCAUCAAGCUUCCAUGCCCUGUAACGGGGAACCCCCCACCCCUCAUCAUGUGGACCAAGGAUGGGGUCACCAUUCACAGUGGCUGGGAACGCUUCCGGGUCAGGUCAGAGGGUCUCAAGGUCAAUGACGUGGUGAUCGAAGACAGUGGAUCCUACAUCUGCAGGGCCACAAAUGGAUUUGGGAGUGUCAGCGUCAAUUUUACAUUAACAAUUACUGAUGGAUCAAGUAGCCCUGAAGAAGAUCCUAGCAGAGUAGACACACCUACAGUAGAGGAGAGACCUGAUAGACCCACAUCAGGAACUAUGCCUCAAUUUUCUGAGCUGAGCAAAAUGAUGAAGGCCCAAAAGAUAAUGAAGCCCCUUAACAGUUCUGUGAGGUUAAAGUGCAAGGCUUCCGGCCACCCUCGUCCGGAGAUAGUAUGGGAAAAGGACGGCACACGAAUGGUCAUAACAGAGGGCAGGCAAUCAAGACAGUUCACACUCAAGUUGAGCCACUUAAAGCCAGGAGAUAGCGGCACCUACAUGUGCAUAGUUUUUAACAAGCACGGUCGUAUAAACGCCACCUAUGAAGUAGAUGUAGUAGAUCAAGUGAAGAAGAAGCCUGAGUUACUCGGGGAGCACCCAGUCAACACCACAGUGGAGUUUGGAGGCACAACAUCGUUCCAAUGUCGGGUGCGUAGUGAUAUCAAGCCUCACAUCCAAUGGCUGAAGAGGGUUGAGACGCACAGCACCCCUACCAAUGCAACCAUCGAGAUGGAUGGACAGUACUUUGUGGUGCUUCCUGCUGGAGAUGUUCUUCCAAGACCAGACGGGUCGUACCUCAACAAACUCAUCAUUUCUUAUGCUACAUCAGACGAUGCUGGGAUGUACAUCUGUUUAGGGGCUAAUACCAUGGGCUAUAGCUUCAAAAGUGCAUUCCUAGAAGUGUUUCCAGAUCCUAACAUGAACUGGAUAGACCCCGCCCUUCAGCAGACUCCCCGAGUAAACCCAGUUGUUCCUGAGGCAUGGGGUCAUAUUGAACAAGGUUUACUCAUUGGCAUUCCAGUCAGUCUAGCACUCCUUUUUAUUGUCAUCGUUAUCAUCUGCACCAUCAGUCGGAAGAAGGCAAGAUCACAACGUCGUCGUCAUCGGACAGCCCCGCCCGCUCCCCAGCUCCCAAACUCAUCUAUUAAAAAGGAGUACAACCAUCGUGAUUAUCUCAACCGAACCAAUCUGACAAACCCACAUAUGAUGGACAUUGAGCAGUGUGCACCCCUCACUGCCGCGCAGUGUGCCCCGAUGACCUCUCAACAGACUCUUCACAUAUACCCGGUACCAAGCCGGGAAAACGUCCUCAACCGUUAUGAUGUACAUUCACCAAGCAGUUUCACAGACACUUUAAACAGCAAUGGAAGCCUGACAAGCAGUAGACCUAACAUGCAUCAUCAUCUACAUCAGCAUACCAUUCUUCAUUGCUAGCAUACGCU